UCUUCUUGCCAUGUCUCUGUCAACACACACACACACACUCAACUCAUCAGAACAGAACCAUAUUUGUACUCACUCUCUAUACUCUUUGAGGAUUGUUCCUUCUUUCUUAUCUUUGCUUUAAAUCUCCCAUCAUUUUUUCAGUGGUCCAUUCCUUCUUCCCUUUCACACCAUUUUCACUUUCAUUCUCUUCUGUACCUCUCUGCUUCUUCAUCAAUGACCGUUCAAUGGAACUUAAAAUGCUACAAUGAUAUAAAACACUUCUCUAGGAUCACUUUAGAUGUCAGUAACAUUUUACUAUUUCUGUAGAGGAAUCUUUGUCAUUAGAUUCUUUCGCUUUUUAGUUUAGUCUUAUAGAAAAUUAAGGAAACUAGUUAGAGCCAAAAAAAUAAAAUAAAGAAUCUAUGAUGGUUAUAGUUAUUGAGUGAUAGGCAAUUUUAGUCGGGUUAUUAGUUUAGUUGUGAUAAUGAGUCGUGAACUAUCGAAGCGAGGGAAGCAUGAAAAAGGUUCUGAUGGUGCUGGAAAGGUUAUUGUUGCUGUCAAGGCGUCGAAGGAAAUUCCAAAGAGUGCUCUUGUUUGGUCUCUAACUCAUGUUGUUCAACCUGGUGAUUGCAUUACAUUGCUAGUGGUUGUACCUUCACAAAGUUCAGGCCGAAAAUUAUGGGGUUUUCCGAGGUUUGCUGGUGACUGUGCUAAUGGACACAAGAAGUCAACAAUCCUGGGAGCUAGUUCAGAGCACAAAAAUGAUAUAACUGAUUCUUGCUCUCAAAUGAUCCUUCAGCUCCAUGAUGUCUAUGAUCCAAAGAAGAUAAAUGUCAGGAUUAAAAUUGUUUCUGGAUCACCUUGUGGAGCAGUGGCCGCAGAAGCCAAGAAAGCUCAAGCCAAUUGGGUCGUAUUAGAUAAACAGCUCAAGCAUGAGGAAAAACAAUGCAUGGAAGAGCUGCAGUGCAACAUUGCGGUUAUGAAAGGUUCCCAAGCUAAGGUGCUUCGCUUGAAUUUGGUUGGAUCACAAAAGAAGGAUCUUGAAGAAACAUGUCCAUUAUCUUCCGAGCAGCGUGUGAUGCCUGGAAAACAAGCCAAGAAGAAAAACGGUUCUUUUAAUUCCACCACAAUAGGACAAGUUGUCACACCUACUAGCAGCCCCGAGCUAGAGACAUCAUUUACUGCAACUGAAGUUGGCACUUCAUCAGUUUCAAGCUCUGAUCCUGGAACUUCACCGUUUUUCGCCUCUGAAAUCAUUGUCGAGUCAAAGAAAGAGGAAACUAUCACCGAAAAUCAAGAAACUGAUGAUAUCAUUUCUGACACAGACAGUGAAAAUUUGUCCGCUUCUUCUGCAAGCUUGAGGUUUCAGCCGUGGAUUGCAGAUUUAUUUUUACAUAAACAAUCAUCUCAACGUGAAGACGAAAGAUCGGACUCAGAGAGAUCUUGUGACAGGCUUCAAAUGUCUACAACUAGAGCUUUGCUAGAAAAGUUCUCAAGGCUUGACAGAGAAGCCGAAAUUGAAAACUCAACUUAUAAGACUAACAUGGAAUUCAGUGGAAGCGUAAGAGAAGCAGUAGCGUUAUCUAGAAAUGCCGCACCUGGCCCACCACCAUUAUGUUCAAUAUGUCAACACAAAGCUCCGGUAUUUGGAAAACCUCCAAGAUGGUUCAGCUAUGCUGAGUUGGAGCUAGCCACUGGUGGAUUUUCACCAGCCAACUUCUUGGCAGAAGGAGGAUUUGGAUCUGUUCACAGAGGAACUCUACCAGAAGGGCAAGUCAUUGCUGUCAAGCAACAUAAAUUGGCUAGUUCUCAGGGUGAUCAUGAAUUCUGCUCAGAGGUAGAAGUCCUGAGUUGUGCACAGCACCGGAAUGUUGUUAUGUUGAUUGGCUUCUGUAUUGAGGAUAAGAGAAGGCUGCUGGUUUAUGAAUAUAUAUGCAACGGAUCAUUGGACACUCAUUUAUAUGGGAGACAACGGAAACCAUUAGAAUGGUCAGCUCGUCAGAAAAUUGCUGUCGGGGCUGCUCGUGGAUUGCGAUAUCUUCAUGAAGAGUGCAGGGUGGGAUGCAUUGUUCACCGUGACAUGCGGCCUAACAACAUUCUUAUCACUCAUGAUUUUGAGCCACUGGUUGGUGAUUUUGGACUUGCAAGGUGGCAGCCUGAUGGAGACACUGGAGAGGAGACUAGAGUUAUUGGAACAUUUGGGUAUUUGGCUCCUGAAUAUACUCAAAGUGGACAAAUAACUGAAAAGGCUGAUGUUUAUUCCUUUGGAGUGGUAUUAGUGGAGCUUGUGACAGGGCGCAAAGCUGUGGAUAUCAACCGGCCCAAGGGACAACAGUGUCUUACUGAGUGGGCACGGCCACUUUUAGAAGAGUAUGCCAUUGAGGAGCUGAUUGAUCCAAUGUUGGGAAGUCACUAUUCAGAACAUGAGGUCUCUUGCAUGAUACAUGCGGCAUCCUUAUGCAUAAGGCGAGAUCCUUACUCUAGACCACGCAUGUCACAGGUUUUGCGAAUACUAGAGGGUGACACGGUCAUGGAAUCGCCACGCCAUUAUGGUGGUUCUCCUUCCCUUUGAAGCUAAGAACUAAACUACAGACAUGCCUAUUGGAAAAGUGGUUCACUGUGAAAACUGCAUUCUUACCCUACGUUUGGAUUUUAUAGUUUUAUUUCUAUAUUUCUGCAAUGAUAUAAUUUUGUAUUUGUAUAGUAGAGGGAACGUAGGAUUAACAAAGUAAUGAAUAUAUAGAAUAGAAGCUAAACCCUUGAAAUUCUUUUAAGAAAUUUUGUAAACAUGUGCCUGUAUAAAUGGCCUUGGACAAACUCAUGGAGCUUUAUAGUAUAUGGCUCUUCUAUGCUCUAUUGCUCUCCAAGUGGAUAAAAAAGCUUUUUUGUAAACU
Medicago truncatula (barrel medic) is the source of this 2873-nucleotide messenger RNA. Its product is annotated as inactive protein kinase SELMODRAFT_444075. Bases 464 to 2551 code for a protein of 695 amino acids. The transcript is spliced from 10 exons. Gene Ontology annotation, biological process: protein phosphorylation. Gene Ontology annotation, molecular function: ATP binding; protein kinase activity. Lineage: Eukaryota; Viridiplantae; Streptophyta; Magnoliopsida; Fabales; Fabaceae. The record is from RefSeq and is a predicted model, not a curated record.